UCUUAUGUUUAGUCUGGCCUGUGCCGUCUUGCUGCAAGGUGAGGUGUAGCUACGCGCGCCUGUGAGCCUUCAUAUUGCCUUCGUUCUUCUGUGACGCAAACGGAUUGUUUACUGCCGCGUUGUGUGAUAACGCCGUCUUGACACUCCGGCAUCCCGUUUGUGAUGUGAACUAGAUAGCCUCUAAAAUGGAGUGCUUGUGGAUACAGUGAGUUUUAUCAGUGGAAUAAAGAUAAAAAUGACUGUGCUGAGGAUUCCGAACGAGUUCGAGCACGUGGAAAAUACCAGACGCAGUGAUUGCAUGAAGGGAACACUUCGGCAAACAGGAUAUCCCGGGCUUUAAUGUGCGAAUUUGACAGGGUCUGUUUCCGUGGGAAGAGAGCUCGGUGUUAUGGUGGAAAGAGGAAAGAAGGGAGGUCGUUGAAGUAGUCUGCUCAUUUCAGAGAUAAGGGUUUUGCUGGGGAAAAGUUUUCAUUAGGUAGCGUUAAGAGGAAACCCAUCCUUGGGGUGUAUGUAAUUCUCGUACAUUUGAUGAUGUUUGAAAAAUAGAAUAUUGAAGCCUACAUUUUGCAUGUCUGUUUUUAAAUUAAUUUAAACAAAGUCGAUGUUGAUGCCAGUUCCAAGGACAUUUAAUUUUUGAUGGAUUAUCAAAUCACAGACGUCUAAAUUUCCUAAAUAUAUUUUAUAAGGAAAGUAAAACUGAACGACAGCAAACUCAGCGUCAUCGAGGGUAGAUUGAAACCCUUUAGGAUCUGACUUAAAGCCAGCAGAUGCCAAUUCAAAUUCAAUAAACGUUUUAUUCAAACUGAAUGCGACACAGGAGUCCCGGCAGUCCUACAGAGGAGAGACAACAUCAAGCUACAAUGAAGUGAAGAUCCUAAGCGACGAUCUUUAUAAGGGCGCAGUAGUAGGCGUUGGGGUGGUAGUGGUAUGCCCCCAGUAUGACACUCAAGACAUGGUUAUCUGGCGGGCAUGUGGCCAAUCACAAACACCACCACAAGGGGCCGGUUGACGUCGUCCUUCCUCUGGAUGUGAACGGUGCCAAACUUGGACUUAGUAAGGGCCUCACGUCAUUGCCCAAUGGUGACGUGACCCUAAGAAGGGGCAUGAAGAACCCCUUCUCCACUCUCACGAGAACUGGAGGAAGAGAAUGGCGAGUUCGCAGCGUGGAAGAUGUUGUUGAUGCUGAAGGGGGUGACUACGGGUUUCUUGAGUACUACGCCCUACGGAGGACCUCAUCGAGGGAUACUGCCUUGACUGAUUCUAAAGCAGCCUUGACAUAUGGAACGUGGAACCGACUCAACGGCUCUUGGGGGCAGUGGGAUGUUCCCGGAACUGCCCAAUUCUAUCCGGGAACACUCAACAGAGGUAGUAAAUUAGAGCAUAAGAGGAUUAGUGACUACAAUCAUCGUAAUUAUCAGCUGGAUGAAACAUGGCGACCGGAAGAUAUGCGAACUUCCACCCCUCUGUCGACAGCUGGAGGAGCCGACACCCAGCCUUCCUCAUCCCUACAGCAUCAGCACAUACAACAACAAAAGGUGGAAGAAGGGGACACCAACAGGAGGCCAGUAGUGAAAAAGAACUCCCUUCUUUGGCGCCUUAGGCCAGACAAAUGGCGCGGGUUUGAUGGUUCUCUUCGUCGAGCCAGGAGUCGUGAUGAUGGGCUGGAUGCUAGUCGUGUACAAAGAAAAGGGGAUCUUGGCGCCUCUCAGCCAGAUCUUUUAACAUCUCAUCGGGCCCCGGGAGAUCCUGUACCUUUUGAAAUAGGUUCACCUCCACCUUUUUCCAUACUGCCUCCUACUACCCGGCGUGCAGCGCACAGUGAAACCCUUCCUCGACGGUCAAGGCACUCCAGCAAAGAGAAUAAUGGUACCAGUACCCUGCUGGCCAAAGGGCGUCGAUGGCUCAACGGUGCUAGUCUUGGUCGGGCAGACCACUCAAAUAACAGGGGAAUCUCUGAGUUAGUGGUCCAGCCUGAAACUAUUGACCCCCAAAAAUUUACACCAAAUAAUGUUAGUUCCUUUUCAAAUAGACAGAAAAACCUCAAAAAUACUGUAAAUAGUUUAACACUCGGGGGUCACCGAAUUUAUAGCAAUAUUGAAAGGGAUGGCUGGGAGGAAGAGCUUUGGAGGAGAGGAAGGCCAAGGUCCAGAAGACCUAGGACUUUUUACCUCUUGGAGGAUUACCUGUCUCCAGUAAGGACUCUCGGUGGCAUUCCUCCUGCAGGUGUUGUUUUAGAUGAAUAUGUUGGUCGUGCCCCAAGGCUGGUAUUCAGGGAAAUGUCUCGGGAAGAUCCUCAGAGGCCUAUACCACCUACACCAGAAUGGGAUACUCCAUCCCUGUCACCCCCUCCCUCUAGUGUGUUAAGCGGACACCAACCCAUUUACCAGACCCACCACUCCCACAUGGUCAGUGGGCGGAGUCUCUUCGUAGAUGCCAUCAUCCCUUCGCCGAAGAAUGACAGCUCCCAAGUAUAUUCACCCGUGUUUUCCCCGAGGGACUCUGGGUAUCCUCGGUUUGUGACCCCCGAACUUGCUCUUCCAGAGCUAUCCCUUCCGGACAGAGCACCUCCUCCAAUCUCAGGACUUCCUCAACCUACCCAUCAGCCUUCGUAUAGUCACUCUUACAGGAGUCUUGAUCGGGAUGAACGUCGAAGAACGAAAGACAGUCUUAAGAGCCCCGCUCAUCACCACCACCACCACCACCAUCACCACAAGGAUUCGUCAUUACACAAACUCGGCCGGAAUGCCACCACCACUCGGCCGCCUCUGUCCAGCAAGCUUCGACAGAACGGCCUCAUCACAGCUCAGAAACUGCCAGUUCUGACCAACAAGAGCAGCUCGUCCUCGCGAGUGAACCUCCCGCACGAGUCCUCCUCCAGAGCAGGCAACAACCUCUCCGACGGAGACACCGGAGGAGGCGGCAGGAGUCGCGAUGGAGGCACGGGUAGCGGCGGCGGCGGCUGCGGCCUCGGCGUCACCGGAGUCGCGGCAGGAGGCGUCGGAGUUGGCAACGGAGGCGGCGCGGGAUCCCUGCCCGUCCUGAACAACAACAAAGGCGAGAACGCCAACGACUCUCCUAGGCUGAGUCGCCUCCACUCCAGCAAUAACAAGACCUCGGGAUCGCACUCCACCGACGCCAACGGACACUCGCUCCCGCUGUCCCCGCAAGAAGCGCUGAAGCUGUACAGCGACCAGCUGACGGAAUACGAGAGGCGGGAGAUCGAGGCCUAUCCGGAGAUCUACUACCUGGGGCUAGAUGCCAGGAAGAUCCAUGGAGAGGAGGGCGCUCAACUCAACGGCGGUUACGACGAUGAGAACGGAAGUUACAAUAAGGUGAUGCAUGACCACAUCAGCUACCGGUAUGAAAUCCUUGAGGUCAUCGGUAAAGGAUCCUUCGGUCAGGUCAUCAGAGCCAUUGAUCAUAAAUCUGGAGAUCACGUUGCCAUCAAGAUAAUCAGAAAUAAGAAGAGAUUCCACCACCAAGCUCUGGUAGAAGUGAAAAUCCUAGACCAUCUGAGACGUCGAGAUGGUGACCACCAUCACAACAUCAUCCACAUGCUGGACUAUUUCUAUUUCCGAAACCAUUUGUGUAUUACUUUCGAGCUUAUGGGGCUGAACCUGUAUGAGUUAAUUAAGAAGAACAACUACCAAGGAUUCAGCCUGAGCCUUAUCAAGCGUUUUGCCUUCUCUCUGGUACAAUGUCUCAAGUUGCUGAGCAGGGAGAACAUCAUUCAUUGUGAUCUCAAACCCGAGAACGUAUUACUGAAACAAAGAGGAAGCAGCAGUAUUCGCAUCAUAGAUUUCGGAUCAUCCUGUUAUGUCCAUCAGCGAGUGUAUACCUACAUCCAAAGUCGUUUCUACAGGUCGCCCGAGGUCAUCUUGGGCCUUCCUUACGGCCUGCCCAUCGAUAUGUGGAGCCUAGGAUGUAUCCUGGCUGAGUUGUACACAGGAUACCCCCUGUUUCCGGGAGAAAAUGAGGUUGAACAACUUGCUUGUAUCAUGGAGGUUCUUUCGCUGCCUCCACAUCACCUCCUCAUUGCAGCCUCCAGACGUAGACUCUUCUUCGACUCCAAGGGCAACCCUAGGUGUGUGACAAACAGUAAAGGAAAGAAGAGACGCCCCGGCUCACGUGACCUGGCUUCCGUCCUGAAAUGUUCAGACCCGCAUUUCGUCCACUUCAUUGCACGCUGCCUCGAAUGGGAUCCCAGCACCAGAAUGACACCCGAGGAGGCUCUACAGCAUGAAUGGCUCCACUCUCCCCUCUCAUCCAACAUCUCCUCUUCAUCCACCUCAUCCACAUCCACCCAGGCGGGCACGGGAGACCGCCGGGCGGGUGGAGUGGCUAACGGGGCCAAUGCUGGGGUCCCCAGGCGACCUGGGCCCAUCACUCAGGAUUCCACCGAGGAUGAAAACUUCACUCUUUAUACGGUCUACAAAGGCAAGCGCCAUCGCGACGCCAGCGCCACCGUGGGCGAAGCUGGAGCCAAGCAGGAGACGACGACGACCUCCAACGCCACCAACACCAACACGACCAUUACUACCUCCAACUUGGGUGUCAACGGAAACCACCCGGAUGGCACCUCCGCCGAGAAUUCCUUGGACGACUCCGGCACUUUCCUCCCACCCAUUCUCUAAAAGCUCCGCAGAGGACCUGGCCCCUAGAGGAGGAGGAGGAAGAGGACGGACUCUUGUCGUAGUCGUCGUCAUCGUCGUAAGGGACCCGCCGUUGGUGGUGGUGUUUGUGCUUGUAGGAGGAAUAAUAAUAAUAAUGAUAAUAACAAUAGUUAUCCUCCAGUGAAGUAAAAUGUUAAAGGAGAAGAGAGUUUUUAGAUGUGGCUCCUAGGCUGACUUGUGUACAGCGGAAGGAAACUCUUUUUUGAUUCAUCCUGAGAUCUAUUUUUUUUUCGGUCAUUUCUAGCCCUCGGGGCGAGAGGGGGGGAAAAUGGCCCUGGUGCAACAGAUUCAGUGAUAAUAAUGAAAAUGUUAAUGAUACGUGACAUUUUUGAUGAAUUAGUGUUCGUGGUGUACAUGUUAGUGUGUGUGUGCAUAUACAUGUAUAUGGAUACAUGUACUGCGUAUAUAUAUAUAUAUAUAUAUAUAUAUAUAUAUAUAUAUAUAUAUAUAUAUAUAUGCAUGUACAGUAUGUAUGUAUAUUGUAUAGUAAUUGAUCGGUGAGAAAACAAGUAAUAAUGACGUAUGAAAUCUAAAAUAUAUCCACAUAAUAUCUGAAUGGCAUUGUAUAAAACACAUAAUACUUAUGCAGUGUCGGACUGAACGCGAGAGACUUUUAUCUGUAAGCCAAUGGAAUCCCAAUGUGCCCUAUGCUCUAUCUAGAUAGAAAGGUGUAGCUAAGGUCAUGUUAGGUAUGGCAGAUUAAUCCCGCCCUUUUUUUUAUUAUUAUUAUUUUAUAGUUUUCCUUCGCAUAUCUUAUGUCUUUGUCUGAUGUCUUACUUGUCUGUGCCAUCUCGUUCUUCUUCAUUGUCUGAGCAGUAUUUAGUCAUGCUUUCAUCUGCUUAUUUUUUUUUACACGUAUUACACGAGUGGUUUCUAUUCAGUGUGUUUUCGUCUCUCUCUCUCUCACCCUAGUUUUAUUUUUUUUUUUUUUUUGUCACAAGCUUCUCACUUGCUUCACCUGUGGAUACAUUUUUUUAUCCUCAUUUUACAAAUUCUCUUAUGUUGUUCUCUGUUCUGACUAUUCCACAGUUGACAUACUUUUUUCCCAUUAUGCUUUUACCUUUUGUUCUUUUUGUUGAAAUUCUUAAAUGUUAAAGCUCUGCUUCCAUUUUUCAUACUCCUUUAUUGACCUGUUUCUCAUUUUUCAUUUUAAUCCAGUUUCUUACAAGACUGGCAAGGACCCACCCACGAGCAGAUCAUGUAAUGACUAAUGGCUGAUAAUUCCAUGGCCUGAAGAAUCAGCUGUAUCGCUGGGGAAAAAUAUAAGCGCAUAAAUCAUAACUUGUGAUUUGCCAACUUUGCUUCGACUCCUUUUGGUCAGUGAGAAAGCAACAGCCUUUAGUCCCUAUAAGAAAUGUCUGCUUGGGUGGAUCUUCUCGUCUCCCCUUCUGACAGCUUUAAAUAGUUAUGGUUCCUCCUUCUAUUUCUUGUAUAAUGGCUGACCUCACAUCCAUCUCCCAAUAAAUAGCGAGUAAAUAUAUAAAUAACAUUAGAGAUUUCGAAGAUGUACAAAAGAAUCUAGUGACAUGAUGGUAGCGAUUUUUAACUCUGAAGAAAUGCUGGAAGUUGUAGUGACGAUAAUUAUUAAGAAUAACAAAAACUAUAAUUUAAACCGAUUAGUUUGCGGGAAUUUAAACUAAAGAAAACCGAAUCUAUUUUUUGUGGCGAAAUCACUUAUUAUAUUUUGAUUCCUGAAACACAGUGUAGAGGAAACUACAUCCCUUCUAAACUCCUACCUUCCUUAACCAAGCCUUGAAGAGAGAGAGAGAAAUUCCUCGCUUUUUGCUGGUUUUGAGUAUUAUGAAAUAAUAUUUCAUAAUAGCGAGCUAAGCCCAAUAUUUUCUGCAGUUUUCUAAGUCUGGAUAUUUCAGUACUACUACAUUUCGUCUUUCAUACAAUGACACACGUCUUUACGAAAUGAACAUGACAACCUUUCAUAUAUGCGCAUGCUCAGUCUGCUUGUCUUUCUGUCUGUCUCUCCAAGGCCUGGGAUAACUCUCUCUCGUGAGACUCAGCCUUAUCAUGGCUCUGUGAUAGCCUAUUUUUUACAUAUCUCUUUAAAUUCAAAGCCUUACCAAAGAUCCACCAAAGAUGUCUCUUUCUUUUUUUUUUUUAUCUUAGUCAUGACUUUUUAUGAAUGCUGAGAUAGGAUCCCCUCCCUUCCUUUAGAAGUCUGUAUAAUCUCUCGCCUCGCCCCCUUCCCUGCCCCCGCUUAUAUGGGUCUCCCGCAGGUUUUGUCGUACUGGCUUUGUUCAGGAGGAAGUUCUUUUGUGUGUUGAAAGAGUAUUUGCAUAAUGAUUUUUAGCUUAUGAACUCAUGGAUCCUUCCCAGAUGAUUUGCCGGUGAAUUAGUGAUAUCCUGUGAGUUUCAUGGAAGGAAGGAGACUAAUUAGGCUAGAUCCUAUGGCUCUAAGAUUUGUGUCCCCAUCAACAGCCCUCCGCACAACCAAGGAAGCAUAUCUUUGGCCAUAAAAUGAUAGAAUGGAUACCAGCAAGACUUUUCAUAAUUUCAGUGUCAUUUACAACCCAUCCAUAAUCUGUAAGGAAGAUGAGCUUAAGAUGUCGAUUCCUGUUUCAUAGACAGCUAUGGUUUCUGUGGACUCUUUUCGUAAGUCCAGAAAAUGUAAGUAUUACAAAUCAAAGCAUUCUUUUCAUUUAGAACGAAGUGACCAAAGAAGGACUUCGUCUAACAUUAGGAUUUUCACAAUACUGUGACAUUUCUUUGAUAUCUUCGUUCAAGGUUUCUGUGUUUUGAAGUUCAUGCAAUGCAGCUGAAUGGCAGUUGCUUUAUCCCCCUUGUCCUAUGACAGUGCCUUAGCACAGUCACUACCCAUUCAACCACUUUUCCUUUUUAAUUCUGAAUUAUUUCCCAGAACUCUUGUCGGAUAACUACCCAUUCAACCACUUUUCCUUUUUAAUUCUGAAUUAUUUCCCAGAACUCUUGUCGGAUAAGGACAUACUAAGAGGCUGGCAUUGUCGGACGCUAAAUACUUCAGUGGUACGACAAGUUGGGGCAACCAAAGCAAAUGAAGAUGGUCGUUAAUUAUCCCUUGAGCAGUCUCCUUGUACGUUUUUGGGUUCUUUGUUUUUAUUGUCUGUUGUGCCUCUUGUGGGGCGUUCGCUGGAAGCUAUCCCUUCCAUCGUCUUGUUUCCGGUGUCUCAGACUCAUUUUUAAUCAGGGGAACCUCCAGUGAUCGACGACAUUGUCAAUUUCGGUUUCAAUUCUAUGACUUUAUUUUAAUUCCUAGGAACUCUGAAUUCCCAAACAAUUACCCUAAAACCAUGUUUCGCAAUCAGAUUCAGUGUAAUAAAAUUUUCAAUAAUAACAAUAAAUAUAAAUUAUUUGAGAAAUUUGUCCAUCGGUUUCCAUUCCAACUGCAGUGGCGGGGACUGUGCUGUAAGUCUUCUGAAUUUUCAAGGAAUUAUAGUUAAUUCAUAUCAGUAUGAUGAAUUAAGGUUAUUAGAAUGGAUUUGAGCCUUCUAGAUGAAAUGACAGUUUUAUAAGAAAGAAAAAUCCAAAGUAUCAGUAUUUUUUAUGACAGUUCAGGCAGCCUUCUAGCUGGAGGAGAGAAAGGAGAAUAAAUUGAUGAUUUAUUCAGAAAGAAAAUAUUACUCUAAGAAAGAGAAUGUUGGCCAUGUGUAUUCCUCUCAGGUUGGGACAAUAAUGGUCUGUUUUUACCAGGAAUUAUUUGACCCUUUUGAUACUACUUAGUUUUCCAUCUUUGAAUGCUAAUCUUCUACAUAAAACGCUAGUUCCCAAUUGAAAGCUAAACUCCUUACUGAAGGAUAGUUCCCUUAUUAAAAGCUAGUUCCUUCUUUUGAAAGAUUAUUCCCUAAUGAAGAAGCUAAAUCCCCGUUUUUGAAAAGUAAUGGUCUCAGUGCAAGUUAAUUCCCAUAUUGAAUCCUUACCCAUUUGAUUAACUCUUAUUGUUAACUAAUAUUCGUUUUAAAACUAUCCAUCAAAUUGCAAGUUAAUCUUCCUAUUGAAGUCCUGAUCUCUUUGGAACUUUAUUUCACCUGGAUGUCCGAUAAUGAACAGUAAUUACAAGAAGUAUAUAAUUAGAUCUGUUCAAAUCGUUCAAGGUUGAAAGAGUGCCUUGUUUACAUUCCAGUAGCAAGGUGCUGACACUUUUUCGUUUUUGUUAAUCCUCGUGUGGGAAUUCUUGUCACUGAGUUAAGACAUGCUCAAGGAUAAUAUUAUAUAAUAACUGGAAUCAGACUGUAGAUGAUUGAAAAUGAAGAAGCGUAAUAGAAAUUUAACCGUAAUAAUAGAGUUAGUGAUGUCAAAUUGUCGUCUAGUUAGACUGGCAGAAGAAAAAAAUGAAUUUUUCCUACUAUAUAGUCUAUUUUAGCUACAAAUGUUUAAAAUACUACUGUAAUUCUCUAUAGGAAAACUAGUUAUUUUUUUCGCGAGCAACAACAGUACUCUUGACCCACGAGGUUCCUUUUUUUUUAUCAACUUGUCAAUAAUGGCAGAUUCUGCCGGGUAUUUCUAGACUUGAUAUUUACUCAUCCGUGGCUUAGGAGUCCUGUUUUUGCUCUCUCUGAUGUAAACACUCUCUAGUGAUAUGAAUGGCCUCAAGGGCCGAUUUACUCUCAUAUCCAAGUAGGACUACCAACCAUACCUCCCUUGUAUGGCCUGGCUCUGCAGUGCUUCUGGGUUCACUGGAUAAGUGGUCGGUGAUUGCAAUAUUGUGAGUACAGUUUUUUGUGCAUUAUUUUGCUGUUAUUCACAUAUUUAUUUUUCCGUGCAAUGCAAGAUAUCGUUGUGCAACAUUGAAUGAAGAGAAAAAAUUCAGUCUGUAAACCACUAUUAUAUUUCAUAACUCCUACAGAACAAAAGAAUUAAUUUAAGCUUUUUUUCUACAGAACAAACGAAUCAAUUCAAGCUUCUUUUUUUUUUAACCUUGCCAUAGAAAACAAUGCGUUUGACAUUUAUGAAGGUAAAAGAGCACACUUUAACUAAAAGUCUCCUUCAUUUUGACCUGCUUUUGCAGAUAUAUAUUGCAAUUUGAUUAAACAUCAUCCAUCAUUAUUUUGCCUUGCUGUAUCUUCACAAUACUUGUUGGUCUCAAAAAUUUCGUGAUUGAUUUCCGAGAUGAAUUUUGACAGUGGAGCUCAGUACCUCCAAGAUUAUGCACGUUGGUGACCUUGCUUGGAUAUGAAUGCGGGUUUUAUGUGAUUUAUGAUUGCUAAAACUGUCGUUUAAUUCAGUCUACAUAUUUUUUUUCGGUAGCGCUCGAGCUUUGAUUUUACUAUUCCGGCAACUAUAUUUUGAUUUCAUUCAACCUUUUGAGAGUUUAUAGGUGAAAAAAAAAAGAAAAAACAUUGGAUGUGGUAUCAAGUUCCACGUGUUGCAGAUUAAACAUUCUUGAACUGUUCAAUAUUAUUUGAUAUCUCUCAUGCGCCUAUAGUCAUACAUACAACAACAGGCCUACUCCUUUUUUUUUAUUUUGUAUUUUUUAUAUAUAUAUAGAUAAGAAUAUGUACACUUCAAAAGUGUUAUGUACAUUAUGAACAGGUAUUUAUUAAAAUGGUCUAAGGAAGAUGUAUAUCUUAUACACAACAUUUUGGUUCGCAAAUAUAGUGUAUAGUUUGUGUUUAUGUAACUUUUCUCUUUUGUCUAUGUUGUAAUGUAUCAAAUGUUAUUGUAUAUUUAUUACAUUUGACCUGAAUGAUAAGUAGACAAUGCUAAAUAAAAAGAAACAAAUGAAA
Molecule: messenger RNA, 10387 nt
Organism: Macrobrachium nipponense
Lineage: Eukaryota; Metazoa; Arthropoda; Malacostraca; Decapoda; Palaemonidae
Product: dual specificity tyrosine-phosphorylation-regulated kinase mbk-2-like
Biological process (GO): peptidyl-threonine phosphorylation; peptidyl-serine phosphorylation
Cellular component (GO): cytoskeleton; nucleus; cytoplasm
Molecular function (GO): protein serine/threonine/tyrosine kinase activity; ATP binding; protein serine/threonine kinase activity
Source: RefSeq, a predicted model, not a curated record